GUCGCUGACAGCGCGUUUCCGUGAGUCACCUGAAAGUUUGCGUUUGUUCAGAGAAAAUUCCGUUUGAUUUCGCCGGAAAAGAGUCGACGUAAAAUCGAAUCUGAUUUUUUCGUCGCGAUCCCGUGCCUCUUUACGUGCAUCUUGGUGUUUUUCGGUGGAUCGACGAAGCGACCUCGCCUUCGCUCCACCAUCCGCUCAGAGGAACGCCAUUGUGAGCCAUAUCGACUGUGCCGCACGAUCCGUAGCCCCGACUGGUCGAUUAAUAUUUACGGACAAUCAAUCGGUGAAAAUGGCACAGGAACCCGACAUGCCCACCUUCAAGUGCGUCCUGGUCGGCGACGGUGGUACCGGCAAAACCACCUUCGUCAAACGGCAUUUGACCGGUGAAUUCGAAAAGAAGUACGUCGCCACUCUAGGAGUGGAGGUACAUCCACUGAUCUUUCAUACCAAUCGUGGCCCGAUUCGUUUCAACGUGUGGGAUACUGCUGGCCAGGAGAAAUUUGGCGGUCUCCGUGAUGGCUACUACAUCCAAGGACAAUGUGCCGUAAUCAUGUUUGACGUUACAUCCAGGGUAACGUACAAAAACGUACCAAACUGGCACAGGGAUCUGGUUCGAGUCUGCGAGAACAUACCGAUUGUCCUUUGUGGCAACAAAGUCGACAUCAAAGACAGGAAAGUAAAGGCAAAGAGCAUCGUGUUCCACAGAAAGAAGAAUUUACAGUACUAUGACAUCAGCGCAAAAAGUAAUUACAAUUUUGAGAAACCUUUCCUGUGGUUGGCGCGCAAAUUGAUCGGAGAUCCAAAUCUCGAAUUCGUCGCUAUGCCUGCCCUCCUACCGCCGGAGGUUACUAUGGACCCGCAAUGGCAACAACAAAUCGAGAAGGAUCUCAAGGAAGCUCAAGAAACGGCAUUACCAGAGGACGACGAAGAUCUUUAGUUUAUUUAAUGUGUUGCAAGUGGCCUUUACGAACGUAAGGCCUAUUACACGAGUGUCCUUUGUGUCGUGCACUCGUACGUUUUCCUAUAGAGAUAGAAGAUUCUUUCUUUGAAGAAAAUGAUAUUUGCACACCGACCGAUUACACCGGAUCAUUUUUUAAGCUUAUUUUUGCGAGUCUAUACAUAUACAUAUAUAUAUAUAUGUUACACGCGUCAGCCUUAAAGAUGGAUCAUAUGAGUGUAUUACAAUGUGAAUUGCGCACACAUGUGUAAUUAUGUAUACGAACGCAAACUCGGAUGUCUGGAUUUUGUAAAAUUCUCACGUAACGACGGUAAUAUAUAUUCGCACAAGUUGAUUAAUUAGAAACGGAAUAAAAUUAAGACGAGGCCAAGGAAAUAAUUUGUGAUACAGGUUUCAUAGAAUUUAGCUCGUUGAAACCAGCUACCACGUAAUGCUACUCGUUGCGUUUUUCGAUUCGCCUGCUUGUAUAGAUGUGUGCGUGCGCCUCUGUGCGUAUGUUAUGUAUAUAUACGUGUGUAAGAAGUGCGGAAUUGUGUCGAGGCAUAUUGUAUACUGAACACGGUCACGCGCUAACCCACUUUAAGGCGUAUCAAAAAUAAUAGCGUUACUUCUCCCCAUUUUCACUUCCAUAGCUUUCUUUUUUUUUUUUUAUCAUUUCCUGACACAAAAUAUAUCGGACUGCCAAUCUUUAAAUGGACGUGCAUAAUGAUUCAGCCUGCAAAAAUUAAUUUUUAGAAGAAAGAAUCUCUUCUAAGGAGCAUACGAAAUUAAUAAUAAAUUAGAAGCUACACACGAAUCGAUGAUACAACUCGCAGAAGAGUAAAAUUACCCGGACUGGAAUAUCGGUAAUGAUGAGAACAACUCGUGUUGUGUAUACAAUUUUUCUGAAGAAACUACUUAAAAGAUAACUUACUGGUAUGUACGUGAGCGUCUCCCGUGGAUGUAGUGUUCUAUUUUAAUGGAAAAAGAAAAAAAAAAGUUUCGAAAUUGGGACGCGAAAUGUCCGGUUCGUAGUCUGCUGCGUCUGUCUGCUUCAGUGAGAACUGUUUGCUAUUUUUAUAAGCAAAAGGUGAAUGUACGAUUCGUUCAAUUUAUAUAAACAGUUUCUUUUCUAUGCAAGAGGAUUCAAUGUUCUAUUGGGAGGGGAGAGCACGUGAAACUGUUAAUCUUGUCCUUUAUAUCUUGAUCCCUAUUAACCAAUGAAUCCCGCAGAGAGAGAGAGAGAGAGAAAAGAUGCGUCACUUGUAAAUUAAACCUUGCUGAAUUUCUAGCAUGAGGAAUAACUAGGAAUGAUACACUGCAACGUGUACAUUUAAUCUUUGUACACUUCUAAUAGUGUUGUAUUGUUCUCUGCUUGGAGCAGAUUAUACCGCUGUAUGUAUGAACUUUAAUAAAUUAUCAUUAAAUC
This is a messenger RNA of Ooceraea biroi (clonal raider ant), 2366 nucleotides long. RefSeq names its product RAN, member RAS oncogene family (gene Ran). Gene Ontology annotation, molecular function: GTPase activity; GTP binding. Gene Ontology annotation, biological process: protein import into nucleus; ribosomal subunit export from nucleus. The record is from RefSeq and is a predicted model, not a curated record. Gene Ontology annotation, cellular component: cytoplasm; nucleus. NCBI's taxonomy places the organism in Eukaryota, Metazoa, Arthropoda, Insecta, Hymenoptera, Formicidae.